GCUUGCUUAACCGUUGCGCCGUUAAGCAAACGUGCCUCCGCUCAGUUCAUCCGAUUUUUUUCAGAUCGCGUCCUCUUCGCUGCGCGUUCUCUUUUCGCAUCGCCCGGAAACGGGCAAACAACGACAGUGUUUGCGGAUAACGUGAUCGUCCGAUUCGCGAUCUUCGCCGGACGAUUUUCAUCCUUUCGUCUUUUCUCUGACCUGGAUCUUCCUCUUUAGAACAUGGAAUAUGCGUGGCUGGGCAUUCUAGUGCUAUGGGGAAUAAUCUCAAGUGUAGCCACCGAAAGAGAAUCAUACUACACGAUUAUUGCUCCGAAAGUGGUACGUCCUGAUUCAGAGUAUCAUGUAGCAGCAAGUGUUACCAGUGUAUCGACACCAUCAACGAUAUACGUCGAAUUAACUGGAGACCUCGAUGCAGGAAGGAUAUUCAACAUAUCUCGAACAGUAGUCGUCGAGCCUUACUCUACUAAAAUCUUACGAUUGGAUAUCGGCGAGACCACGCCGGGAAAAUACAAACUUACAGCACGCGGCUUGUCGGGUAUCGAUUUUUAUAAGUCAAUAGACAUUGAAUAUGUGCAUAAAAGUUACUCUGUUUUCAUCCAGACCGAUCGGGCGAUUUAUAAACCCGGUCACAAAGUUAUGUUUCGCUGUAUAAUAUUGGAUUCGAGAUUGAGGCCGAGUAUUGUGGGACCGACGGAUGUGUAUAUCAUUGACGGCGAUGGAAAUCGUAUCAAGCAAUGGAAUCGACCAUCGGUGGCUCACGGGAUCUUUAGUAGCGAAUUGGAGCUGUCGCAGUCACCGGUAUUGGGCAACUGGAAAAUUAUUGCCAAUGUGGGCGAUCAGACGUUCGAAAAGGAAUUUGAAGUCGCGGAGUAUAUCCUGCCCAAUUUUGAGGUGACAAUUGAUUCGCCGAAACAUGUGCAAUUCAAGGAAUCAAAAAUAAUGGCAACUAUUCACGCGAGGUAUACCUAUGGAAAACCGGUAAAAGGCGAGGCUACGAUAACAGUUUACCCAGACAUUUUUUCUGGCGUUAUUCAACCGAUAUUCCAACAACCCGUGAGAAAAGUGGUACCGAUCGAUGGGAAAGUUACAGUUGAUUUCGACAUUUUGUCUGAAUUGAGAUUGACCGACGAAUACGAAAGACCCGUCAUGAUUGAUGUGGUGGUAGAGGAGGCGUUAACUACCAGGAGACAAAAUGCCUCGAUACAAAUAACAUUACAUAAACACAAGUAUACGAUGGAAUUAAUAAAAACGUCGGAAUACUUCAAACCGGGAUUAAAAUACACCGCUUUCCUAAAAUUAACGAAUCACGACGGAUCGCCAGUACAGGACACCAAGAACGAUGUCCUAAUAGCGUAUGGAUAUACGUACGAUCGAUCGAAAUAUUUAAAUAUUACAAGAAUGUUGGAUCAGAACGGCAUGAUACAUUUAGAUUUAUAUCCACCCAAGGCGAGCGAUAAUAAUAGUUUUCCUCUAAACAUAGAGGCACAGUAUCUAAAUCUUCACGAAUGGUUUCCCUCGACUAAUCAAGCCACAUCUGUGAGCAACGAAUACAUCCAAGCAGUCCUAAAAACGGAAAAGCCAAUGGUGAACAAUUAUAUCGAGAUUGAAGUAAAUUCUACCGCUCCGUUGAAAUACAUAAGUUACGAGAUACUCGGUCGCGGUGACAUUCUAGAUGCGGGAUCAAUCUACGUGCAAGACAAGUACACAACAUCCUUCAAAUUUUUGGCAACAUACGUCAUGGCACCUACCGCGCAUAUAAUUGUAUAUUACGUGCGAACGGACGGAGAAGUAAUAGCGGAUUCAUUGGAUGUUGAACUCACUGGAUUACUUCAAAAUUUCAUCGAUCUUAAAGUAACACCAGGCGAAGUCAUGCCUGGGGAAAGCGUUAAUCUUAUGAUAUCAGCGAAACCAAAUUCCUUUAUCGGAUUGUUAGGCGUCGAUCAGAGAUCCAUCCUGUUGAAAUCGGGAAACGAUAUCUCUUACGAGCAAGUAUACAAGGAACUGCAGUCAUAUGACAGGGUGAAAGCAUCACCAUAUACAGAUUCGUUUUUCGAUCGUCCUCUCUGGAGACCCGGUUCAGGAACGGCAGAUGACGUGUUUCAAAAAACUGGUGUGGUAAUCCUCACAAAUGGAUACGUCCACGAGAACUUCCCUGCGCGACCAGAGAUUCUCAAGGGUAGAAUAACGGGCUCGCCUCAUGGGGUGUCCACGCUUCGACCAGAUCUUGGUCCACCUGUCACGCACAGAUUAGCGACCAGACCGCCGCUGGCAGGUCCUUACGCCUUCUCUCGCAUCCCAAACCCUGUCUGGAAUAAGCCCCGUGUAUUCCUAAUGCAUGACAUCUUAAACACCUGGCUUUUUGCAAACUUCUCUUCAGGAUAUCAGGGAAAAGCUGAACUACGACGAAACGUACCGGAUUCCAUCACAUCAUGGGUGUUGACCGCAUUCUCCCUGAACGAUGCACAUGGAUUAGGCCUUAUAGAGGAACCCAGAAAGCUGAAAGUCUUCAGACCAUUCUUCAUAUCCAUGGAUUUGCCGUACUCGGUAAUUCGGGGAGAAAUCGUAGGAAUACAGAUUGUAGUGUUCAAUUAUAUGAAUAAAGACCUGACAGCUGAGGUUCUGCUAACUAAUGAGGGACAAUUUGACUUUGCGGAGAUUUCUAAUGAAGUCCACGAUGUACCGAAAUUGGAAUUGUAUCGUAAGAAGAAGGUGGAUGUGAAAGCUAAUUCUGGCUCGAGUGUAUCGUUCAUGAUUAUUCCAAGGGAAUUGGGAUACAUCACUAUAAAGGCGACCGCUAACAGCGUUUUGGCUGGCGAUAGUGUCGAACAUAAGUUACUCGUCAAUGCUGAAGGGGAAACGCAAUACAAGAACGAAGCGGUAUUCCUGGAUUUGAGAAAUGUGGAAAACGCAGAUGCAAACGUUACCAUCAAUAUACCUAAUAAUGCAGUUUUGGGCUCCGAAAGCAUACAAAUUUCUGCAGUCGGUGAUAUCUUGGGUCCCAGUAUCCCGAACUUGGCAAACUUAAUAAAAAUGCCAUUUGGUUGUGGCGAGCAGAAUAUGCUGAAUUUCGUACCGAAUAUCGUCGUUUUAAAUUAUCUGAAGAAUACAAACCAAUUAACGCAAGCUGUGCAAAGCAAAGCUUUAAAAUACCUGGACACCGGCUAUCAGCAGGAAUUAACUUAUAGACAUACCGAUGGCUCUUUCAGCGCGUUCGGUAUGUCGGAUCCUAGCGGGAGUACAUGGCUUACAGCCUUCGUAGUGAAAUCUUUCAAGCAAGCGGCGGAAUACAUAACGGUCGAGGAUAGGAUCAUAAAUGAAGCCUUGGAGUGGUUGUCGAAUAAUCAAGCAUCGAACGGCUCCUUCCCCGAAGUGGGAAAGGUCAGCCAUCGUGAUAUGCAGGGUGGAGCUGCAAAGGGACUCGCUCUAACGGCGUACACGCUUAUCGCUUUCCUUGAAAACGAGGUGAGUGCGAUAAAAUAUCGUAAUACGAUAAACAAAGCUGUCGACUACAUCGUUCGUAACAUGGAAGGAUUAAACGACACGUAUGCAUUGAGCUUGUGCGCCUACGCCUUGAAUUUGGGGAAGCAUCCAUACGAGACGUCCGCGUUUAAUUUCCUGGAAUCGAUGGCUAUGACAAAACAGGGUAUCAAAUGGUGGAGCAAAGCUAUUCCAAAAGACGACAAAAAUCCGCAUUACUCUUUACCGCGUUCCGUCGACGUCGAAAUGACAUCUUAUGCUUUACUCUCGUAUCUCAGACGUAAUCUGGUCGCUGACGCAAUUCCCGUCAUGAAAUGGCUCGUCAAACAAAGAAACACAGAAGGAGGUUUUGCCUCGACGCAAGACACCGUGAUCGGACUUCAAGCAUUAGCGAAGCUCGCUGAGAAAUUGUCAAAGGAUACGAGCUCGGUUCGAAUCGCAUUUAAAUAUGGGAGAGACGGUCAAGGAUACAUGAACAUAAAUAGCGGCAAUUCUAUGAUACUUCAAAAACAGAUACUACCCACGAAAACACGGUUCGUCAAUAUAACGGCAUCCGGUAAAGGUUUCGUGUUGGUGCAAGUCUCCUAUCAAUAUAAUGUAAACGUGACUGGGGCAUGGCCAUUAUUCACGUUGGAUCCUCAAGUGGAUAAAAACUCCAACCCCAAUUAUUUACAACUGUCUAUAUGCUCGGGAUUUGUUCCAACCAAAGAAGCAAACGAGAGCAAUAUGGCCGUUAUGGAAGUAAGUCUACCUUCCGGCUUCACUGUUGACAGAGAUUCUCUACCGAGUCUAGAAAUAUCAUCGCAUGUAAAACGUGUGGAAACUAAAAAUGGUGACACAAUGGUGGUUUUAUAUUUCGACAAGAUGAUCAAGGAAGAGUAUUGCCCUACUGUAUCCGCAUUUAGGACGCAUAAAGUAGCUAAGCAGAAACCAGUUCCCGUUUCUAUAUAUGAUUAUUAUGAUUCAUCAAGAAGAGCAAGGGUAUUUUAUGAGGCUAGAAAAACAACUUUGUGUGAUCUAUGCGAGGAUGAAGAUUGUCAAGAUAUAUGUGUCUCAACACCUGGCAAACAGAAGGAUAAUGCUACAGUAUCCGCUGCGUCUCAUAUUUAUACUUGUGUAUAUUUACAGUUCAUGUUCUUCUCGUUUUACUUACAAGUUUUGCUUCAUAAGUAUUUGUAAUUACGUUGUUAUCGCGCGAGAAUAAUUAUUUUACUAUAUACCUUAAAUCUCUAACAAACUAACGUGAAGGAGCUGUAUAAGUUGCGACCAAAGUACUUGUUAUACAGAAUAUAAAUUAUAAUCCAUUUUUAUGGAAUAUCCAAAUCAAACUAACGUAAGAUUUAAUUACUUGAUAAUAUUAUGUUUAUAAUAAAACCUAAUAAUGUUUCUUGUUAUUAGGGAAAGUUA
This is a messenger RNA of Formica exsecta, 4887 nucleotides long. Its product is annotated as CD109 antigen-like. The coding region runs from base 223 to 4659 and encodes 1478 amino acids. The record is from RefSeq and is a predicted model, not a curated record. Gene Ontology annotation, molecular function: endopeptidase inhibitor activity. Lineage: Eukaryota; Metazoa; Arthropoda; Insecta; Hymenoptera; Formicidae. Gene Ontology annotation, cellular component: extracellular region. The transcript is spliced from 27 exons.